Insectozyma verbasci is the source of this 1347-nucleotide messenger RNA. The record is from the annotation of a GenBank genome assembly. NCBI's taxonomy places the organism in Eukaryota, Fungi, Ascomycota, Pichiomycetes, Serinales, Debaryomycetaceae.
AUGACACAACAACAACCAAUUCCCAUAUGUUUAUUCACUUAUAAUAUAAACAAACAACCUAUAAAUGAAUCGCUAUUAUCAGAUAAAUUGAUGGACGAACUACCUAUAAAAUUAUCAGAUUUAUAUUGUUUUGGUUUACAAGAAUUCUGUUCAAUUUUAGAUGGUUGUUUCCAUUCAAAUGCAAAUCAAAUACUCAUUAAUUUUAAUUCAUUUUUGUUAUGCUUAUUAAAUGAUAAAUAUGGUGUUAAUUUUCAAACUUUAGCAAUGGAUCAUAUUGGUUCAACGGGUAUUAUAUUAUUAUCUCCUUAUGCUUUUAAAUUUCAAAAUAUCAAAAUUGGAAAAUCAUCAGUUGGUUAUUUUAAUAGUUCAAUGAAAGGUGGGGUUGGUGUAAGAUUAACUUAUUCUCCAAGAGGUAAAUAUGAUACUCAAAAGGUGGAAAUUUCGAUUUUAUCAUGUCAUUUAAAUGCUUAUGAGGGUGAAUAUUAUUAUAAUUUAAGAAAAGAAAAGUUAAAUACUAUUAUUAGAUCGCUUGAUUUUAAAGAUGGUUAUGGUUUAAUUAAACCAUAUAAUCAUAUAUUUAUAAUGGGUGAUUUAAAUUUCAGGACAGCAAAAGAAUUUAAAUCCGAUUCAGUCGAGACAACGAAAUUAUUUGCAAUAAAUGAUCCCAGUAUGCUCAAUGGAGAAGAUAAUAUAAUUAGUUUAAAUGAGGAACUUGAUGAACUAACAAAAGGUUUAAGAGAAGGGGAAAUUUUGGUGGGAUUUAGUGAAAGUGAAAUAAAAUUUCAACCAACUUAUAAAUAUCAUUUAAAUACCCUGAUUUAUAAUUCUAAAAGAUCUCCAAGUUGGUGUGAUAGAAUUUUGUAUUUGAAUACUUAUGAGACUUCAGAUAUUGAUGAUUUCAAAUUAAAUUUAACGAAAACUAAAUUACCAAAACAUGAAAUUUUUCCAAUUAUAAACAAAUAUUCAUCAAUUGAUUCAAUAUUAUUGUCAGAUCAUAAACCUGUUAUUUUAGAUAUUACAAUACCGUUCAAACCACCAAAACUGAUUAUUAAUGAAUUAUCAGGAUGUUUACAGAUUUUACCAUUAAGUUUAAAUAAUGAAGCGAAAUUUAAUAAUCUUGGUAGCUUGAAAAGCUUAUCACUUGAAGAAAAUGUAGCAAAUGGUCCUACAACUAUUUAUUUAAAACCAACCAAAUUAGAUUUUUUGGUUCAAAAUAUAAAUCGACCAGUAGUAGAUUGGUUAUUGGGACAUAGUUUGUGGUUGACGACAACUCAAAAUGGUAGAUUAUUAGUAUUCAUAAUUUUGUUAAUGCUUUGGAGUGUUUGGUACGUUGGUGGAUCUACGUAG